CUCUGUCGUGUCAAGGUUGUUCUUAAUACAGCUACUGUCCCUGCUAGUCAACUUACAACAACUCCACUUGUCUCGCAAACAUGCAGACUACAGUUCCCGAUGCUGAGCAGCCAGGAGAGCUCUCCGAUGGCUCAGAUCACUACGAAACAACAAACGAGAAACAGGGACAAGCAUCUACCACUCCGCCGCCAGAUGGAGGAUACAAGGCCUGGUCGCAGAGCUUGCUCAUGCACAUUGUCUUCUUCAACACCUGGGGCGUUGCCAACGGAUACGGCGUGUUCCAGGAAUACUAUACAGCAGCACUGAACCAGCCGCCGUCAUCAAUAGCGUGGAUUGGAAGUGUGCAAGUCUUUUUGUUAUUUGGCAUCGGUAUGGUUUCUGGCCGUCUAACAGAUGCUGGCUACUUCCGACCCAUCUUUACAACCGGCGUCGUGCUGCAGGUGUUUGGCAUCUUUAUGACAUCGCUGUGUACAGAAUACUGGCAAAUCUUCCUCGCCCAAGCCGUAUGUCUAGGUAUUGGCAACGGCCUCACUUUCUGCCCAGCACUGGCUGUCCUAGCGCAAUAUUUCAAAAAGAACCGUGCGUUUGCUGUCGGUCUUGCUGCUGCCGGCGCGGCGGUGGGCGGUCUGGUGUAUCCCGUCCUCAUCAACCGAUUGAUCUUUCACCAAAACGUCACCUUUGGCUGGACUCUUCGAGCCAUGGGCCUUAUUAUGCUGAUUACGUAUAUCCCCUGCGUAAUCUGGUUCCAGCCGCGUCUGCCACCCACGCGGUUGACAGCUUGGACAGAUACUUCGGCAUUUACCGAUGCGCCAUUCAUGUUUUUCUCGCUCAGCAUGUUUCUCAACUUUUGGGGGCUGUACUUUGCUUUUUUCUUCUUGGGAACAUUUGCACGCGACAAGAUUGGCGUCUCGGAACCAAUGAACUUGGUCAUGGUUCUGAACGGCGUGGGCAUCCUGGGGCGGGUGCUGCCCACCAUUAUCGCAGACCGAUGGACGGGUAUGCUCAACUUGGUUAUCCCAAUCAGUGUUAUCUGUAGCGUGGUUGUCUUUUGCUGGAUCGCAGUAGUUUCUGCCACGGGGUUGUAUGUAUUUGCCGUGGUCUACGGGCUGCUCGCGGCUUCGUUGCAGGCCCUGCUUCCCGCCGUGGCGACGACUAUGACGCCAGAUCCUAGCAAAACAGGUACUCGAGUUGGCAUGAUUUUGGGAUUUGUCAGUCUGGCCAACCUCACGGGCCCUGCGAUAUGCGGCGCCAUUAUUGAACGAGGCAAUGGCAGCUAUGUUGGGGCGCAGAUCUUUGCCGGUGCCGUUAUACUACUGGGCGCAGCGAUGGCUCUUGCAGCACGCAUUGCGAAGGGUGGAAUGGAGCUGAGAACGAAGAUUUGAAAAUGAAUAUUGACGCCUAUUGAGACACAAAAGCAUUAAUAGUGAUCACUCAAAUUUAGGUAAUAGUAUAUAUGUGAAUGAUAUUGUAUAUGUGAUUCUAUCGUGGGCUAUUGUACAAGAGUUAGGGUGUGAAUCGAGGUUAUGAUCCGUCAAAUCGUAAGAAAAAAGAAAGAAUACAGGCGGUGUGAAGGCUCCUAGCAUGGCCCAGAUGAAUAUAUCACAUUCGCCAUACCACUGGAGAAAGGGAGAAAGGAAUAGUAGUUAGCCUAAUACAAAGCCAAAUACAGCAGUCAGGCCAAACAGCAAUGCAUAGCCCUUGGU
This is a messenger RNA of [Torrubiella] hemipterigena, 1703 nucleotides long. NCBI's taxonomy places the organism in Eukaryota, Fungi, Ascomycota, Sordariomycetes, Hypocreales, Clavicipitaceae. The record is from the annotation of a GenBank genome assembly.